CAUAAAGUGGGCAUACAAGUUUUUAUCUCUGCAAGCGCGGUUUACCUCUCCUAGUUUCUUUCUCAGCCGCACAAAGCCACAAACGCACAGACGGGCAACGGCACCAUUUCUCAUUUCUCCUUGGCUUCACUUCACUUUCUCACUUUCUCAGUUCCUCCAUUCCUUCAAUUUCUAGUUAAUCUAUUUUUUUUUUCUUCAUCAUCCUUCCACAUCCAAAUAUCCACAACAAGAUCAGCACACUAUUAUUUUUAGACGGGACUCCAAAGCUUUGCAUCUUGGUUAAAUUGAUGAAAUUGUGAAGGGGGUGCUCAUGCCUUGUCAUGCCAAUGAUGGACAUUUGUUAUUCAAAUUGUAUGCCUUGAAUAUGAGUUGAACUCUUUUAUGGACUUUUUUGGAAUUGUGAAAGAAUGUCAAUAUUUAUUUUAGUUAUUUGUGUGUUUUUGUUUGUGAUAAUUGGUGAAUAUUUGGGCUAUAUCUAUUUAUGUUUGUAAUGAAUUUAUGAAAACUUGCGGUGAAUUAUGAUAUUUUAGUUAUAUUUGUCAUUCCAGGUUUCAUGUAUAAUUUUUAAAAAAUUUAUUAUUAUCUCAACUUAAAUUUAGUUUUAAGUUAUAUUGAUGAAUGUAUUUUAGGGACUUAAGUUAUUAAUAACCAUGUUAGAAUGUACAUUAACCGUCAAGUUCCAAUGUAGACUGUACAGUGAAGACCUAUGAAAUAUUUAGCAUUAAAGCUGCAAAAAAAAAAAAAAAAACAGAGAACCGUUGAACCGGCUGGUCGGACCGGUCGGACCGUGAACCGCCCCCUUCUCCGGUUCACUGGCCGGUCCGAGUUUAAAAACAUUGCCAUAACUCAGAGGAAUCUACGGACCGUAAUUUAACCAUUUUCCAAAGCAGAAAAUGGACAAAUCAUUUGGCCUUGCUUAGCACUUUUCUUUAUCUCCGCAAUCAGCUUUCUUCUCCUGUGCUUGUAAUCCCCCGGUCUCUUCCUUUCUCUAUCUCUGUUUCUAUUUAUCGAGCAUCCCUUUGUUCUCCUACUCCCAACUCACUUACCACCCUGCAUCCUUCUCAUAGGCUUAAGAAUUUCAGGAUGCCAUUAUCCCCAUGGUCCAGCUACCGCAAUUCUGAAAUAGUAGCAUAGUAAAGGUAUAUCCAUUUCAGUUGUAUCCACUCGUUUAGUUAACACCUGCAACAGCCACUUGUAUCUGUUAUUUAUUCAAAUUCAGCAGAAUUUUAGCAAUUUAUUAACUUGCACUGACUCAGCAAUUUCAGAAUUUAAGAAUUUCAGCAAUUUCUUAACACUGCUAUUCAACAUUGAAAGAUUGUCAAUUCGUUCUUUAUUUCAUGCACUGAGUUUUUUCGGAAAUUAAGCCCAGAAAUUUUAUUUUGAGAUCAGUCUUGGAGAUACACCAGCUAUUGAACAGUUCAAGAUGGAUUGUUAUAAGUGACUAAUACCACCUGAUUCUAGCUGAAGUACGCCUCAAGGAAAUGACCCUUAAAUUUAAGAAGAUGAAUAGUAAAGGGUUUCUCAUUUGGGAUAUUUUUGGUUGAAUUAGUAUCCGUUUUCUGCGUUGUUUAUUACACAGGCAAGCUAUUUGACACAAUGGCUAAGUGAAUCGUGUAAUGGUAGAUGUGUUUUCAUUGCUAGCCAUGGUAGCACGCUCUCUUCUUGAGUUCAAAUCUUUAGAACUUCGACAUCAUCCCAAGGUGUCAGCUAACAAAGUGAGUCUUUCUCUAUUUCCCACUCAAUCUCACAAACACACACGCACAAAUGGGGAGCUACUAGGUGGUGGUGACAGAUUAUCUGGUAAUGAUUUUUCAGUUUACAAUGCUGUGCAAGUCUCUUUAUUGUUGUUUAACUCAAACAACCAACUUAGUAAUCAUAAAGACAAUUUCUUGCAGGGUAGAAAAUUGGUAACCAAUAUAUCAUUUCCAACCACCAAAAAAGGGAGUUUAUAUUUGGGAAACACACUCUUGAAGUCUAGUGUUAGUGACGAAGGUUAUGAGAAGACUCAAGCUCAAGAGCUGAUCGAUGGUCUUCAUGAAUGUGCAGCCAAUGGGUUACUUAAAGAAGCAAAAUCUAUACAUGGACAUAUAUUGAGGUGUCAUUUUACCGGUGAUAAUUUGAUGGUUCUACUCAAUCAUGUAAUGCAUGUGUAUUCAAAAUGCUCGAAUUUUGGAUUAGCUAGGUUAGUGUUCAACAAUAUGACACAGAGAAAUGUUUUUUCUUGGACUAUAAUGAUAGAGGGGUCCACAAACAAUGGUUUUCUGCAUGAUGGUUUGAAGUAUUUCUCUGAGAUGCAGAAAUGUGGAAUACAGUUGGAUGCGUUCACAUAUUCGGUAAUACUACAGUUAUGUAUAGGGUUGAAUUGUCUUGAUUUAGGUGAAAUGGUGCAUGCCCGGAUUCUCAUAACAGGUUUUGCAUCACAUGUUUUUGUGAGCACUUCACUGCUUAACAUGUACGCCAAGUUAGGAGAUGUUGAGGAAUCACUGAAGGUAUUUGAUAGCAUGAAUGAGCAUAAUGAAGUCUCUUGGAAUGCAAUGAUAUCGGGUUUCACAGCAAAUGGGCUUUACUUGGAAGCUUUUAACCAUUUUCUUAUGAUGAUGGAGCAUAGAUAUGCUCCGGACAUGUAUAGUAUAAUCAGUGUCUUAAAGGCAGUUGGAAUGUUGGGUGAUGCUGGCAAGGGCAAGCAAGUCCACAAUUAUGCAUCUAAUUUGGGUUUGGACUCUAAUGUUCGUGUGGGCACUGCAUUAAUUGAUAUGUAUGCGAAGUGUGGUGCUUUAAGUGAUGCACAAUCUGUAUUUUAUAGUAACUUUUCUAAUUGUGGACUAAAUAUGCCGUGGAAUGCUAUGAUUGGGGCCUAUUCACUGUGUAAUUACAGCCAAGAAGCUGUGCAACUUUAUUCUGAAAUGUGUUGGAACAACAUAAAGUCAGAUGUCUACACUUAUUGUAGUGUGCUUGAUGCUAUUGCCAGUUUGAAGUGUUCCCAUUUUUUGAAGCAGGUUCAUGGAAAAGUUUUAAAGUCUCGGUAUGAUUUGAUGGACCUAAGUGUUGAAAAUGCUAUAGCAGAUGCAUAUUCCAAUUGCACAUCUCUUGGAGAUGUAAGGAAGGUCUUUGACACAAUGAAAGAUAGAGAUCUUGUUUCUUGGACCACAUUAGUGGGUGCUUAUUCUAGAUGUUCUGAUUGGGAGGAAGCACUAGUAAUUUUUUCUCAAAUGAGGGAAGAAGGUUUUUUACCUAAUCAUAUCACUUUUUCUACUAUACUUGAUGCAUGUGUUGGCCUUUGUUCCCUUGAACUUGGUGAGCAGCUCCAUGGCCUUGUUUAUAAACUUAGAUUGGAUACUGAUAACUGCAUAAAUAGUGCUCUAGUUGACAUGUAUGCUAAGUGUGGCAGCAUAACGGUGGCAAGGAAGGUUUUUGAUUGCAUCUCAACCCCUGAUGUUGUUUCAUGGACUGCUAUCAUAUCAGGUUAUGCCCAACAUGGAUCUGCAGCAGAUGCACUUCAACUGUUCAGGAAGAUGGAAAAGUUGAAUGUUAAAGCCACUGCUGUAACUUUGUUGUGUGUUUUAUUUGCUUGUAGUCAUGCUGGAAUGGUGGAAGAAGGUCUUGACUAUUUUUGGUCCAUGGAGGAUAAAUAUGGUUUGGAGCCUGAGAUGGAACACUAUGCUUGUAUUGUUGACUUACUUGGUCGUGUGGGCCGUCUUAAUGAAGCAUUUGAAUUUAUAAAAGCAAUGCCAAUAAAACCAGAUGAAAUGGUCUGGCAGACAUUGUUAGCAGCAUCCAGGAUCCAUGGGAAUAUUAAUUUGGGAGAAAUAGCAGCAAAGAAUAUUCUUUUAAUGCAGCCAAAUUAUUCAGCUCCCUAUGUUCUUUUGUCCAACAUGUAUACAGAAAAAGGGAGCUUCAGAUAUGGACUUCAAUUGAGGAAGAUGAUGAAACAGCAAGGUAUUGCAAAGGAGCCAGGAUAUAGUUGCAUAUCAUUGAAAGGUAGAGUCCACAGGUUUUAUGCUAGAGAUCAGGAGCACCCACAAAAAGAUGACAUAUAUCUGAAGUUGGCAGAAUUAAGGAAGAUGAUCAAGGCAUUUGGUUAUGUGCCUGAUACAAAAUGUGCCUUGCGAGGAGAGGAUUAAAAUGUAUUUGUGAAAGUAAAAUUUUUUUAUUCUUUGGAUAUAAUUUGGUAGAGAAAUGCCCAUCAUUUGUGGAAAGCUUUCCUGUUGAAGCACUGAAUUGAAGAUCGGAGACACAUUCAACUAUGGGAAUUUCUAAAUUACAAGCAACUGUAGGUUGGCAACAAUUUCCAUGUCUUGAUAUGUGGUAUAUGCCGUUUCAAAACCAGUGCCAUGCAUCCCCCAUUCCCCCUGUUAUUUGACGACAAAUGGCAGAGCAGUGACAUUUGGAAUUUGCUGAUCAUAGAUCACUGAAUGGUAGCAAUUAUGGUGUUAUGUAUUCUAUCGGAUUCAUUAACAUAUUUGGGGAAUGCUUUCUGAAACUUGUGUUUUUUUUCUGUGACUUCAAACAAUCAUCGAGAAGCAAGCAUUGUAUUCUUGAUCACAACCUUUGAAUAUCUUCUUGAUAUUUAAGCAUUGAUCUUCUUUAGUUGGACACAAACUCAUCAGCCAACAACGAUUUCAUAUAUGAUCCAUCUGUAAGGACAAGAAGAUUUAGGCUUGGUAAAAAGGACAGGGGAUAUAGAUGUGCAUGAUAAUCUGUACCAUAACCAUACAAGGGAUAAGCAGUAAAAUGUAUGGCAAGUGCAGAAUGGUCUGCAUGAAUCAUUUACAUCUAUACAGAACAUUGCGAUUACUAUUUUAUCUCCUUUUGGCACACUCUCUAUGACAAAAUCCUUCUUUGUAUGGUACUCUCUGCGCCAGCAUCAAGUUUGUUAAAUGGUCCAAAAUUUGACUGCAAUGAAAUAUGUUGACCCAGCCAAA
Messenger RNA from Coffea arabica (coffee), 4922 nucleotides. The record is from RefSeq and is a predicted model, not a curated record. Lineage: Eukaryota; Viridiplantae; Streptophyta; Magnoliopsida; Gentianales; Rubiaceae.